AGUAAAAGAAUGUAAAAGAAAAAGACCUAAAAAAAAUGUGACAUGGAGUAAAUAAAGGCUAGAUGGUUUUGUGCAUAAGGGAAACAGAAUGAUUCAAAAAGUGUGUGAAUUAAAAAUAUGAAGCAAAUCAAAAUUUUCAGAGUGAGUGUGGUGGAAAAUUAUGAUAAUUUGUGUGUAUAAUGUGUGUAUAUAUAGACAUGUUUAGGCUCAAAUUUAGUGCAGUGUGGGCAGGACGGUGGUAAAUGGAAUGAUUCACAUCAAGGUGAACUCGCUGUUUCCUCUCCCCCGCCGUGCGGCUGCUGCAGCAAUUCUUUCUGAUCGUGGGGGAAACAAAACAUUUACGUAGGAGGGAGAGGGGCUUGUCGUAUAAGAAGAGCCGACAUCAAAACUCAAAGUUUCAGAAGAGUGAAAGCACGCUGCUGCUUGAAAGACGAACACCACGUGUCUGUCGUUUGAACAAGACUUAUUGGAUUAUCUGCCCUUGUAUACAUUUCGGCGGGGAGAUUGUUUACUGAUAAACUGAGUCGAAAGACUCGACAGCUACACAUUUAAGGGCAAAGAUUUAUCCUGAGGAUGCAGUUCAGCUUGAUUUUAACCUCUCUUUUAUGUUUCACAACACGGAUGAGCAUGGUCCGAGCAAUCGACUGUCCUUGUACCACGGUCUCCAACAGGAGAGUCCAUCUUUCUAAAAUUAAGGAAUACACCAUUCAGGAGGACGGCAACUGUCUCUUUAGUGCAAUUGUGUUUCAGACAGUGAGCAGAAAGACCAUUUGCUCCAACCCCAAAGAUGACUGGGCAAACCGUGUUAUUCUGCAGCUGAAGAAAAGACAGAAUCAAAAAAUAUCAAAAGACUCAUCAUCAGGAUCAGAAUCACCAUCAGCCCCAUCAUCAGCACAAGGAUCAGAACAAACAGAAACACCAGCAUUAGCACCAGGAUCAGAGCUACCAUCUGCACCAGCAUUAGUACCAUCAAUGUCACCAAGAUCAGAACAAACAACAGCACCAGCAUCAGCACCAGCAUUAGUACUGGAAUCAGAGCCACCCUCAACACCAUCAAUAGCACCAGAAUCAGAACCACCAUCAACACAAUCAACGUCACCAAGAUCAGAACAAACAAUAGCACCAGCAUCAGAACCACCAUCAGCACAAUCAACGUCACCAAGAUCAGAACAAACAACAGCACCAGCAUCAGCACCAGCAUUAGUACUGGAAUCAGAGCCACUAUCAACACCAUCAAUAGCACCAGAAUCAGAACCACCAUCAACACCAGCAACUUCACCAGAAUCAGAACCACCAUCAACACCAGCAACUUCACCAGAAUCAGAACAAACAACAGCACCAAGAUCAGCAUUAGUACCAUCAAUGUCAUCAAUGUCACCAGCAUCAAAUCCAACAUCAGCACCAGCAUCAGCACUGGAAUCAGAAUCACCAUCAACACCAUCAGCUUCACCAGAAUCAGAACCACCAUCAACACCAGCAACUUCACCAGCAUCAGAACCAGCAACAGUGCCAUCAGCACCAUCAACAGAACUAGGAUCAGAACCACCAUCAACACCAUCAGCAACACCAUCAGGUCCAGCAACAUUAUCCGGAUCAGAACCAACAUCAGAACUAACAUCAGCAUCAUCAACCAAAACAUCAACCUCUUCAAAAGCACCAUCAUCAACAACUUUAAACCCAAUAUCUGCAAAAUCCACUCCAAAUCCAACAUCAGCACCAAACACCACUUCUGGUUCCAGAUCAGCACUCCACCAUAUUCUAGCAACGUCCUCGACAAUAAGAAGAGCAUCAACACAAAGACAUUUAACACUAAGGAAAUGACAAAACAAGGAAAUGAAGAACUGGCAGAGAAGAUGUACAUAGAAAUCUAAGUGGCUGCUGUCAGCAAAGUUACUUCAAAGACGUGUGGCAUGCAAUAUUUAAAUACAGUGGCUUUCAAUGCAUUGCACCUCAUGAACACAUAAAGUAAAUUCAGAAUGAAGAGUUGCAAUAUAUGUGUGUUUGAUAUUUCUAUUUCUUUUCUUGUUUGUAAUUUUUAUUCCUCAUUUAUUCAACGCCAAAAGAUUGUCUUGUAACUCCUCCUGUGGAUCAAAGCUUUAAUAGCACAAUUAAAUAAUCUUAAAGUUAUACUUGAUUUCUCUACUGUGUGCAUGUAAAGAUGA
Molecule: messenger RNA, 2162 nt
Organism: Xiphophorus maculatus (southern platyfish)
Lineage: Eukaryota; Metazoa; Chordata; Actinopteri; Cyprinodontiformes; Poeciliidae
Product: flocculation protein FLO11-like
Exons: 3
Coding region: 574-1821 (415 amino acids)
Biological process (GO): immune response; inflammatory response; lymphocyte chemotaxis
Cellular component (GO): extracellular region
Molecular function (GO): chemokine activity; CCR chemokine receptor binding
Source: RefSeq, a predicted model, not a curated record